Exaiptasia diaphana is the source of this 1682-nucleotide messenger RNA. Its product is annotated as ABC transporter F family member 4. Lineage: Eukaryota; Metazoa; Cnidaria; Anthozoa; Actiniaria; Aiptasiidae. The record is from RefSeq and is a predicted model, not a curated record. The coding region runs from base 824 to 1636 and encodes 270 amino acids. The transcript is spliced from 6 exons.
UGCUAGCUAGUUUCUUUUUAGUUUCUUUUCAAGUAAUCUCUAGACAGUUCGCAAAGUAAUUACAAGUACAAGCAAAUAAAGUCACUCAAAGGCUCAAACAUCUUCUUGGUCUUAUCUCAUUAUCAAUACUUCAAAGGUUAAGUACCGCCGCUAAUUAAAAUGYAAAAAGUAGCGUACAGUAAUUUCUUUUACAUGGUAAGUUAUCGUUCGUAGUUCGUUCUGAGCUAUUUUGCACUUCAAGUCUGAGAGCAACUAAGCGGCUCACACAAAGCCAAAUUUUCACGACAUGAACUUCAAGUCUUUACAAAAAUACCGUUUUGACAAGCGGUUAUUUUGUUUGACCUUUAUCAUGUUCAAAGAUAAUUGAAUCCAAUUUAAGCCAACAAUCAGGACACUUUUUGACAUGAAAGCAAACAGCCUUUUAGAAUAGUGGUCAAUUGUUUUGAUUUGAACGCAAUGAUCAUAUCUCAGUACACGUGGUUUGGAAGACAUCGAAAGGUGCAUAAAACGAAAGUUAAUAGUAAAGAGACCGUGUGUUCAAUAUGAUUUUACUUCGUGCACAAGAACAUUAGAUUAAUAGAUAUCAAGGUGCCUUCAACAAUUUUGGUAUUUCAGUGAUAAACUAAUUAUGUCAUUGCUUUGUACCUUGAGUGACAGACUUCAGGCUUUCAAGUUUUACUAUUGGGUAUAAGAAAUCACGUGCGUCACCUAGCUAUAUGACGAAAAAUGAUACCCAAUUCAAAAUUUUUCACUUGGCGCCAAUUUUCGGAUCCGUUCGUUCUAGGCACUAAACGUUUGUUAAACAUAUUCAAAGUUUUGUAAAAUGGCGAAGUUUGGACUUGUUUUAUUCUAUUUAGAUUCUAAGGUUGUAGUUGUUAAAAAAUCGAUAUGCGUUCUUCGCAAACAAUUCGAAUCUGGAAAUGAUGUAGAAGUUAAAAGUGGCAAAGAAAUAUUCUUAGCAAGGAUCUUGCGGACUAACGCUUGCGAGCAGCCCUUAAGUGAAUUGUGUGCAAAAUCUUGCAGGCUGAUAGACGAGGCAGGAGAAAAAAGUGCCGAGCAGUUGAUUGAAAUUUUGGACAAGUCCCUUGACCGUGACCAAAGCUCAACCCCAGAAUCCAUGGCAAAGUCUAAGCAUGGCAGGGCAAGGAAGAAGAUCGAUUACAAUCAGUUGUUAGAUAUCUCUGAGGAGCCGAAUGAGCAGGGAAAAGAAAACGAGAAUGCUAAAAAACAUGCUGAUGCAAAGAAAGAAAAGAAGAAAAAYAAAAAAACAUGCGAUGAAGUCAACAAAAAUACUGAAGAUGUAGUUGAUGUCGACUCACAAGCAGAGCAUUUAGAGGACAUUGAUGAUAUGGGUGUGGAGACAGAACAAUCAUCGAAGCGUAAGAUUAAAGCUUCGAAAUCCAAAGCAGAAGAUAUCUCUGAAGAGCAGAAAGUGGAAAAAGAAGAUAUUCAAAAACAUGCUGCUAAAUCAAGUGUAAAAAAAGAUAAAAAAAAGAAAGACAAAAAAACAUGUGGUGAUGCCCCMAAAAAUAMAUCGGAGGAGGUYGAGGAGAUAUUUGAUUUGAGUGUGGAGCCAGGGAAAUCUUUAAAACAUAAAAUAAAAGCUUCAAGAUCCAAACCAGAAGGUAAUGGGUAAUGGUGCUGUUGAAAAUAUAGAUGUACUUAAGUAUUCAAGUUUUAUA